Aspergillus candidus is the source of this 1155-nucleotide messenger RNA. Its product is annotated as TDP-4-keto-6-deoxy-D-glucose transaminase. The transcript has a single exon. Gene Ontology annotation, molecular function: dTDP-4-amino-4,6-dideoxygalactose:2-oxoglutarate transaminase activity; pyridoxal phosphate binding. The record is from RefSeq and is a predicted model, not a curated record. Gene Ontology annotation, biological process: polysaccharide biosynthetic process. Lineage: Eukaryota; Fungi; Ascomycota; Eurotiomycetes; Eurotiales; Aspergillaceae. The coding region runs from base 1 to 1155 and encodes 384 amino acids.
AUGGCUCCAGCCCUAAUCCCCACGACAACGCCAACUCUCGUGGGCAGCGAGUUGGCCAACAUCCACGAUGCCCUCGCCUCCAAGAACCUCAGCGGACAAGGGAAGUACACCCAUCUCUGCGAGCAAUGGCUAUCCCACUACAUGGGUAGUGGCAGUCGAGCCAUCCUGGUGUCAUCCUGCACCUCAGCCCUAGAAAUCGCCGCCAUUCUCGCCGACAUCCAGCCCGGCGACGAGGUCAUCCUCCCCAGCUAUACAUACGUAUCGACGGCCAACGCAUUUGCCCUGCGCGGUGCAGUUCCCGUCUUCGUCGACCUCGACAAUACCACCCUGACCCUCGACGCCGCUCUCAUCGACGCGGCCAUCACGUCCAAAACCCGCGCUAUCAUCCCCGUGCACUACGGCGGCAUCGCCUGCGACAUGGACGCCAUCAUGCGCAUCGCAUCGCAGCACAACCUCCUCGUCAUCGAAGAUGCCGCCAUGGCAUGCACAUCCACCGACCACGGCCGCAUGCUCGGCACAAUCGGUCAACUCGGCUGUCUCAGCUUCCAGGAGAAAAAGAACUUCACAGCCGCAGGCCAAGGCGGCGCGCUACUCAUCAACGACCCGCAGCUGGUUGCCCGCGCCGACAUCCUCUACGCCCAUGGCACCAACCGCUUGGCCUUCCAGCGCGGCGAAGUGCCCCGCUACGAGUGGCUCGACAUCGGCAUCAACGCGACGCUCUCUGAGCUCCAGGCAGCUUUUCUCUACGCGCAGCUGCAAGCCGCCGACCAGAUCGUCGCGCGCCGUCGCCACAUCUGGCACCGCUACGCCGACACGCUGGCUCCUCUAGAGGCCAGAGGACACUUGAUUCUGCCGCGUGUGCCGGCCAACACGACGCACAAUGCGAACGUGUUCUACAUCCGGGUGGUAGACCCCACGCGGAGAAGCCCGCUGGUGGAUUUCCUGGCGGGGAAAGGCGUCCAGGCGCACCCGCAGUUCAUGCCGCUGCAUCGGUCCCCGUACGGAAGGGAGCAUGGGCGGUUUGUAGGCCCGGACUGGGUGACUUCGCUGGCAGCGGCGCAGAUUUUACUGCUGCCGGUGCAUUUGGAGCUGUCGGAUGAGGAGCAGGGAGUGGUUAUCAGUGCGGUAUUUGCGUUUUGGGAAGGGAUGGUCUGA